Candidozyma haemuli is the source of this 1725-nucleotide messenger RNA. RefSeq names its product guanosine diphosphatase (gene GDA1). Gene Ontology annotation, cellular component: membrane; Golgi apparatus. The transcript has a single exon. Gene Ontology annotation, biological process: nucleoside diphosphate catabolic process; protein N-linked glycosylation. Lineage: Eukaryota; Fungi; Ascomycota; Pichiomycetes; Serinales; Metschnikowiaceae. The record is from RefSeq and is a predicted model, not a curated record. Gene Ontology annotation, molecular function: UDP phosphatase activity; GDP phosphatase activity. The coding region runs from base 1 to 1725 and encodes 574 amino acids.
AUGUCUGUUUUGAACACACGCAACCUUCGAGUGAUCGUGGCGGCAUUUUUGCUUUUCACUGUCGUGGGCUACUUUGCCGUUUCGGCUGGCCACUACUCCGAGUCGGCCACGAGGGUGAAGCCUGCUGCCAACUCUGAUCUCCUUGAGUCAGCUAACACCUUGCAAGGUUCUGCUCAUAAAGGGAACGAGGCGCCAUAUAAGGCUAGUUCUAAUGUUCAGGGUAACAAGGCUGACAAGUUUGAGUCGCCUAAAGCGCCAGGUGAAGCUCCAGCUGCUGAGAAGCCAGUAGCUGAAAAGCCUGCCGUGGCUGAAAAGCCUGCUGAAAAAGUUCCAGAAAAGGGCUCCGCUAUGGGAAGCACUGGCUCUACGAAACAGGGAUCUUCUGGAUCAAGUUCGGGUUCGGGUUCUUGUCAGCAAACCGACUAUGUCAUCAUGAUCGACGCGGGCUCUACUGGUUCCCGUGUUCACGUUUAUUCUUUCGAUACAUGUGUCUCGCCUCCAAGAUUACUUAACGAGGAGUUUAAGAUGCUUAACCCUGGUCUUUCGUCUUUUGAUACCGCUACAAAGGAAGCUGCUGCCUCUUUGGACCCCUUGUUGAAGGUGGCCUUGGAUACCGUGCCAAAGGAGAAGCAGUCAUGUACUCCAGUCGCCGUUAAGGCCACUGCUGGUCUUAGAAUGUUGGGUGCCGAGAAAUCUGACGCUAUCUUGAAGGAGGUUAGAAACCACUUGACUAACGAUUACCCAUUUGCUGUGGUCGAGGGCGACGGUAUCUCUAUCAUGGAAGGUAAAGACGAGGGUGUGUACGCUUGGAUCACCACCAACUACCUUUUGGGUAACAUUGGUACUUCUGAGAAGAUUCCUACUUCUGCUGUUUUUGAUCUUGGUGGAGGAUCUACUCAGAUUGUUUUCGAGCCUGACUUUGCAGACAAGAACGAGGCCUUGGCUGAAGGUGACCACCGCUACGAAUUCACUUUCGGUGACAGAGAUUUUACUCUUUACCAGUUCUCUCACUUGGGCUACGGUUUGAUGGAAGGUAGAAACAAGGUCAAUGGAGCUGUGGUGCAGAAAUCCAAGGAUUCUUCCUUGACCAAGCAUGCUUCCAAGGCUGCUGCUGAAUCUGCUACCGCUGGAACUACCCUUAUGAACCCUUGUAUUCCACCAGGUGCCACUGCCAAGGACGUUGUCGUUCGUGUUGCUGACGACGAAUUCUACAAGGUCAAUUUCGAAGGCUCCACUGACGGUUCUGCUGCUCAGUGUAGAUUCUUGGCCGAGGAGGUCUUGAACAUGGAUGAGUGUAAGCAAGCCCCAUGCUCUUUCAACGGUGUUUACCAGCCAUCUCUCGUGAAGAACUUCCACAAGAACUCAGACAUGUUUGUGUUCUCCUUCUUCUACGACAGAACCAACCCAUUGGGAUUCCCAGGCUCUUUCACCAUGGAAGAAUUGAGAGACUUAACCAGCGCUGUGUGCAAAGGUCUGACCUCAUGGAAGACCGUUUUCUUGAGCGAUGCUUUGCAGGAGCUCGACAAGGAGCCUCAGUGGUGUCUUGACUUAUCCUUCAUCACCGCCAUGCUCCACACCGGUUACAACAUCCCAUUGAAUAGAGAAUUGAAGACCGCCAACAAGAUUGCCGGAAACGAAAUCGGCUGGUGUCUCGGUGCUUCUUUACCUUUGUUGAACCCAGAGAAAGGCGGAUGGAAGUGCAGGGUCAAGGAAAACGGCAUCUAA